GACGGUCACAGUCAAGGUGGUGAUUUAUUCAGAAGGAUACUGAGUCUAGUCUCAGCUGCCCCAAGCUGACCAUGGAGUCAACAAGAGGCUUCAUCCUUUGUCUGUUUCUGCUGGUGACUAUUUCAUCCUCCUCUGCCAAAGUUGAGGAGGAGAACCCAGAGUUCUGGAGGUCACAGGCGCGUGAGACGCUGCAGUCAGCUCUGAACAGGAAGAUCAACACCAACGUGGCCAAGAACGUGGUGUUAUUCCUGGGAGAUGGAAUGGGAAUCACCACCUUGACGGCAGCUCGAAUCCUGAAGGGACAACUGCAGAACCAGACAGGGGAGGAGACAGUGAUGACCAUGGACACGUUCCCUAACGUGGGACUGGCUAAAACCUACAGUGUGGACUUCCAGAUCCCAGACAGCGCAGCCACAGCUACUGCAUAUCUGUGUGGAGUGAAAACUAACAUCAACGUCAUCGGCGUGAAUGCAGCUGCGCGCAACGGAGCCUGCAAGACUCAGAAGGGCAACGAGGUCACAUCCAUUCUGAAGUGGGCCAAAGACGCUGGCAAGUCUGUUGGUAUCGUCACAACCACGCGAGUCCAACACGCUACCCCGGCGACCAGCUACGCCCACAGUGCCAGCAGGAAGUGGUACAGUGACGCUGACAUGCCUGACUCUGCCAAGCUGGACGGCUGCACCGACAUCAGCUCCCAGCUCAUCAGAAACAUAGACAUCGACGUGAUCAUAGGUGGGGGCAGAAAGUACAUGACCCCCAGAGGCACCAAGGACCCGGAGUACCCCCGAGAUUUCUCUGUCAGAGGCAAAAGAAAGGACGGACGCAAUCUCAUCACCGAGUGGCAGAAACUAAAAACUGGAAAGGUGGCCCACUACGUGUGGAACAGAACAGAGUUCGAUGCUGUCAAUCCAGAAACCACUGACUACCUCAUGGCUCUCUUUGAACCUGGCGAUCUACGGUUCGAGGUGGACAGAGACCCGAGCAUGGAUCCAUCCAUCGUGGAGACAACAGAAAAGGCCAUUCGGAUCCUGCAGAAGAAUCCUAAGGGUUUCUUCCUGCUCGUCGAGGGGGGGAGAAUCGACCAGGCGCACCACGACGGUCGGGCGUUCAUGGCUCUGCAUGAAGCCGUUGCUUUUGACUACGCCAUAGCCCGGGCCCUGGAACUCACCAAAGAACAUGAAACCCUCACCAUAGCCACGGCAGACCACUCCCACACCAUUACUCACAACGGUUACCCAUUUCGAGGACAGAGCAUUCUGGGUAAAUCUCCGCUCUGGGCCUUGGACUUUCGGCCGUACACGACACUAAUGUAUGGGAACGGACCUGGACACAAACUCAUCAAUGGUUCUCGCCCUGACAUCCGUGAUGUGAACACCAAAACAAAAGAUUACGUGCAGCUGUCAGCAGUGCCCCUGGAGUCGGCCACCCACAGUGGGGAGGAUGUGGCCGUGCUGGCCCGUGGACCCAUGGCGCACUUGUUCCAAGGUGUCAAUGAGCAGAACUACAUCGCCCAUGCCAUGGCCUACGCUGCCUGUGUGGGCGCAGACCUGAGGCACUGCCAAGAGCCAAGUGAAACUUUUGCCACUGCUCCUGUCGAGAACAUGUCAAGGACUCUUCACAGCUCAGCAGCGAUGGUCAGCAGUUUCUUCAGUGUGAUUCUGGCUUAUACAUUGCUGAUGUAAGAUGCUGUUAAAAUCUGUGAAAUCCUGUAACACUGGCCAGGUUUAAGAGGUCCAUGCUAACGCGGCUCCCAUGGUAGAGUCUAACACUUCCACAGAAAUAUAGAAAAGAAUAUAUGAAACAAUGCAGAUGGUAAUCAGCCUACUCUCCUGUACUGUUAGACAAUAAUAUAUUUAUAAUAUAGAGUGAUACAUCAAGCACUGCUUUUUGCUUGUGGUGUUAAAACUACUGAUUUUCUCUGUGGUCUCUGGAGCACUGAACAUUUGUCAUAGUGAAACAUAAAAAUUAUUCCCAUUAAUUCAGAGCUCUGCUUCCCAGUGUUUACAACAUAUAAUUGUACAGUAUCAUACCAUCAUAUAUAUAUAUACAAUAAGCUACCACUAAAUCAUCAGAAGUUUUGGACAAUACUUUCUUUUAAGUUCUCUAAUAAAAUAAAUA
Molecule: messenger RNA, 2118 nt
Organism: Cynoglossus semilaevis (tongue sole)
Lineage: Eukaryota; Metazoa; Chordata; Actinopteri; Pleuronectiformes; Cynoglossidae
Gene: alp3
Product: alkaline phosphatase 3
Exons: 11
Coding region: 72-1682 (536 amino acids)
Biological process (GO): dephosphorylation
Cellular component (GO): plasma membrane
Molecular function (GO): alkaline phosphatase activity
Source: RefSeq, a predicted model, not a curated record